This is a messenger RNA of Cooperia oncophora, 273 nucleotides long. The record is from the annotation of a GenBank genome assembly. NCBI's taxonomy places the organism in Eukaryota, Metazoa, Nematoda, Chromadorea, Rhabditida, Trichostrongylidae.
AUGACUCCGCAUAAAGAUGAGGUGAAGACGGAGUCGUUACCACUGGAUGUGACUGUGCAUCCUCUUGUCCUGCUCAGUGUCGUCGAUCACUUUAAUCGUGUCAGCAAAACGCAAAGUGUCAAACGAGUUGUGGGCGUUCUACUAGGUUCCAUGAAAAAGGACAGAAGUCUGGAUAUUGGAAACAGUUUUGCAGGUACCGAUACUGCUUUUUCCGUUGUUCUUUACUUUCCUUUUUUGCUUCUUGGUUCCUCAUUAUCUGUGGCGUCCUGUUAG